AUGCAAAUUGCAUCCCAAGAGGACCCUUCUUGCAAAAUUUGGAUGCAAAUUUGGAAGAGCAAGAUCCAUGAGAGGCAUAAGAUCAUGUGGUGGCAGAUUCUGAUGGAUGCUCUCCCUUGUAAGGCAAAAGUGGCAAGAUUCUUGCACAUGGCUAAUUCAAAAUGCACCUUGUGUAAUCAUGAGGAGAAAAACACUCUACAUUUUCUCUGGUCUUGCCCAGUCUCAGCUAGGCUAUGGUUCUUAUACUGUUGGGGUAUUACUGCUGAGAGGGUGAGGAUAUCCUCUUGGAAGGAAUGGUUUCAAGUGCUAGGAAAUGAUUCUAAUAGACCUCCCACGUCAUCUUUCAAUGACCUCAUGCAAAGAGCUGCAACUAUUGUAUCAGUGAUUUGGAGGGAAAGAAACUCAAUAGCUCAUGGAGCACCUGUAGUGCCUUUUGACAUACUUUGUGGGUUGGUUGGUAGACCUAUUCAAGAAUGGGAUGCCUCGGUAGAAUUGGAUCAAAAUCGUCGCUGGUCCAACCCCACACUUGGCUAG
This is a messenger RNA of Humulus lupulus (European hop), 534 nucleotides long. RefSeq lists its product as uncharacterized. The record is from RefSeq and is a predicted model, not a curated record. Lineage: Eukaryota; Viridiplantae; Streptophyta; Magnoliopsida; Rosales; Cannabaceae. Bases 1 to 534 code for a protein of 177 amino acids. The transcript has a single exon.